GCCCAAACAGAUUGUGGUACAGUUUUUGUACAACUGUUGUAUAUUAGUUUGUUGUACAGUUAAGUAAUCACAAGAUGUCGCAAGAGACCGCGUAACAACAGCUGUUUAAUAUGCUGGAAACUCCUCCCUUUUUCAAGACAAAGCUACAACGUCAUCAUCAGAGGCUGCUUUGUGAAAGCGCCUCGCAGAUGAGCGAGAACCGUAGCGAGUGAGGAUCUUUUGCAAGAAUGGAUAUAUGAAAGAAAAACAUGCUUUUUAAGCACUAAAGCAGAACGUGUGGGGCUUCUUUUGAAAAGCGAUGGCGGCUCGGACACGAUGGGAUAACAUGUGGAGCCUGAUUUUCAUCUUUUGUUGUUUCUGUGACCGGUCCGUGGCUCAGAUAUCAUAUACCAUUUCCGAGGAGGCGGACAAAGGCAGAGUGGUUGGAAACGUUGCGAAGGACUUAAACCUCAGUGUGCAGCAGCUGCAGAACACGGACCUCCAAAUGGCAUCUGGGUACAAAAAACGGUAUUUCGACAUAAAUCGUGAAUCCGGAGUAAUUUUCGUCUGCGAAAGGAUAGACCGGGAGGAGCUCUGUCCGAAUCUGGCAAAAUGUUUUUUAAACAUCGAGGCCAUAUUGAGCAACCCUCGCAGCCUCCAUCGAAUCGAGGUCUUGAUAAAUGACAUUAAUGACAACGCUCCCUUUUUUCUCGAGGAAGCGAUUACAGUUGAUAUUUCUGAAGCUUCGUAUGUCGGGGAGAGACAUCCACUCCCAGUGGCUCAUGAUGCGGAUGUGGGACCUAAUUCGGUGAAGACGUACAAGCUCAACACAAAUGAGUAUUUCUCAUUAGAUAUACAAAGCGCUGGUGACCAGAGUGUCUCUGCUGAAUUAGUACUGCAAAAAGCAUUAGAUCGAGAAAAAGAGCCCGUGAUCGAGCUGAUUCUGACUGCAGUCGAUGGCGGAAAACCCCCGAAAGCAGGAACUUUACAGAUAAAAGUGAACAUUUUGGACGUAAAUGACAAUUCGCCCGUAUUUAGUAAGCCUCUUUACAAAGUGCAAGUGACGGAAAAUGCAAAUGUGGGCACAGCUUUAUUAACAUUGAGUGCCACUGAUUAGGCGAGGGUGUCAAUGGUCAGAUAAUUUAUUCUUUUACAGAGGGGGCGCGUUUAAAUCCAGAAGAAAUAUUUUCCCUUAAUAACCACAGCGGAGAGAUUA
This is a messenger RNA of Poecilia reticulata (guppy), 1195 nucleotides long. The record is from RefSeq and is a predicted model, not a curated record. Lineage: Eukaryota; Metazoa; Chordata; Actinopteri; Cyprinodontiformes; Poeciliidae.